Molecule: messenger RNA, 8325 nt
Organism: Ictalurus punctatus (channel catfish)
Lineage: Eukaryota; Metazoa; Chordata; Actinopteri; Siluriformes; Ictaluridae
Gene: lrp4
Product: low density lipoprotein receptor-related protein 4
Exons: 38
Coding region: 222-5990 (1922 amino acids)
Biological process (GO): canonical Wnt signaling pathway; Wnt signaling pathway involved in somitogenesis; receptor-mediated endocytosis involved in cholesterol transport
Molecular function (GO): calcium ion binding; protein binding
Source: RefSeq, a predicted model, not a curated record
UGUUUCUGAUCAGUUCAGCUCAACUCCACAGCGGAGUCCAUUACUGACACUCCGGCGGGGACGGGGACCCAAAACACCGGGCUUCGAAAUGACUUCUGGGGCUGGUUUAUUUCCUGUUUAGAGGAUUUACACGUUUGUUUCCCGUAUAUGUUUGUAGCAUAACUUUGUAGGCUUAAACUCGCGGGGGGAACCGGUGUGAGAUUGGUGGAGCGGUCCUCACCAUGAAGCUUCCACUCCUGCCUUGCCUGCUCCUAACUUUGUGGCUGUGCACUCAGUGUGUGUGUGGCAGCACGGAGUGUUCAUGUGGGAAGAAUCACUUUACGUGUGCGGUCAGCGUGUUUGGUGAGUGCACCUGCAUCCCCGCGCAGUGGCAGUGCGACGGAGACAACGACUGCGGAGACCACAGCGACGAGGACGGCUGCAUGCUGCCCACGUGCUCUCCUCUGGACUUCCACUGUGACAACGGGAAGUGUAUCCGCCGCUCGUGGGUGUGCGACGGGGACAACGACUGCGAGGACGAUUCAGACGAGCAGGACUGCCCUCCCAGGGAAUGUGAAGAGGACGAGUUUCACUGUCAGAAUGGGUACUGCAUCCGCAGCCUGUGGCACUGCGACGGAGACAACGACUGCGGAGACAACAGCGAUGAACAGUGUGACUUGAGAAAGUGUUCUGAUAAGGAAUUCCGCUGCUCUGAUGGGAGCUGUAUAGCUGAGCACUGGUACUGCGAUGGAGACACAGACUGUAAAGACGGGACGGAUGAGGAGAACUGCCCUGCAGACGUCAUGGCCGCCACAUGCAGCGUGGAGGAGUUCCAGUGCGCGUACGGCCGCUGCAUCCUGGACAUUUACCACUGCGACGGAGACGACGACUGCGGAGACUGGUCCGACGAAUCCGACUGCUCCUCUCACCAACCGUGUCGCUCGGCCGAGUUCAUGUGCAGCAGUGGGAUGUGCGUUAAUGCCGGCUGGAGAUGUGAUGGAGAGUUUGACUGCGACGACCAAUCAGACGAGAACAACUGCACUGUACCUGUGUGUAUGGCUGAACAGUUCCGUUGUGCAUCCGGUCGCUGUGUGCGGUUGUCAUGGAGAUGUGAUGGUGAGGAUGACUGCACUGACGGGAGUGAUGAAGAGGGCUGUGACAAAAAUGGUUCGGCUCCUUCCUGUGCGUCUGAUCAGUUCCAGUGCGGAACCGGUCGCUGCAUCGGCCAGCGCAAAGUGUGUAACGACGUCAACGACUGCGGAGACGGAACAGACGAACAUCCCCACCAGGAAUGCCGACCCCGGUCGACCGAGGGGAAUUGUAACGUAGGGAACGGCGGCUGCUCUCAGAAGUGUCAGAUGUCUCGAGGUUUGGUUCAGUGCAGCUGCCACACCGGAUACAGACUCCGAGAGGACGGCAAGACCUGCCAAGAUGUGGACGAGUGUGCUGAGGAAGGUUACUGCAGUCAGGGCUGUACCAACACAGAGGGGGGCUUCCAGUGCUGGUGCGUUCAGGGUUACGAGCUCAGACCUGACAAGCGCAGCUGUAAAGCUCUGGGCCCAGAGCCGGUGCUGCUGUUUGCGAAUCGGAUCGAUAUCCGUCAGGUUCUGCCUCACCGCUCCGAGUACACGCUGCUGCUGAACAAUCUGGAGAACGCCAUCGCGCUCGACUUCCACCACAGCAUGGAGCUGGUGUUCUGGUCCGACGUCACGCUCGACCGCAUCAUGAAAGCCAACCUGAACGGCAGCAACGUGGAGGAGGUGGUGUCCACCGGCCUGGAGAGUCCAGGCGGCCUGGCGAUAGACUGGAUCCACGAUAAGCUCUACUGGACUGACUCGGGGACGUCACGUAUCGAGGUAGCCAACCUUGACGGCUCACACCGCAAAGUGCUGAUCUGGGAGAGUAUGGAGAAACCCCGCGCUAUUGCCCUGCACCCCAUCGAAGGGAAGAUUUACUGGACAGACUGGGGAAACACUCCAAGGAUCGAGUACGCUAACAUGGACGGCUCGGGACGCAAGAUCAUCGCCGAUACCAACCUGUUCUGGCCGAACGGACUCACCAUCGACUACGCCGGCCAUCGCAUGUACUGGGUGGACGCCAAGCACCACGUGAUCGAGAGAGCCGAUCUGGACGGGAAAAACCGCAAAGCCGUCAUCAGCCAAGGUCUCCCGCACCCGUUUGCCAUCACGGUGUUCGAGGACAGUCUGUACUGGACCGACUGGCACACCAAGAGCAUCAACAGCGCCAAUAAGUUCACAGGCAAGAACCAGGAAAUCAUCCGCAACAAACUGCACUUCCCCAUGGACAUCCACACGCUGCACCCGCAGAGACAGCCUGCAGGCGGACGUAAUCGCUGCGGCUCCAAUAACGGCGGCUGCAGUCACCUGUGCCUCCCAAACAGCAAGGCUUAUUCAUGCGCCUGUCCCACCGGCUUCAAGAAAGUGGCCCAGCAUAACUGCGCCCUGAGUCUUGACAAGUUCCUGCUUUUUGCCCGAAGGACGGACAUCCGUCGAAUCAGCUUCGACACCGAGGACAAAUCGGACGACGUCGUCCCGCUGGCGGACGUUCGUAACGCCGUGGCGCUCGACUGGGACGCCGAAGACGAAAAAAUUUACUGGACCGACGUCACCACCGACUCCAUCAACCGCGCACUGUGGAACGGCUCGGGACAGGAAGUUGUGGUGGACACCAGUCUGGAAAGCCCUGCAGGUCUGGCUCUUGACUGGCUCACACACAAGCUCUACUGGACUGAUGCAGGUACAGAUCGCAUUGAAGUGUCCAACACGGACGGCAGCAUGCGCACGGUGCUCAUCUGGGAGAAUCUGGAUCGACCUCGAGAUAUUGUGGUGGAUCCUAUCGGAGGGUUCAUGUACUGGACGGACUGGGGAGCAAACCCUAAAAUCGAGCGAGCCGGAAUGGACGCGUCCAAUCGCGCCGUUAUCAUCUCCACCAACCUGACGUGGCCCAAUGGACUAGCAAUCGAUUACGAGACGCAGCGGCUUUACUGGGCCGACGCCGGCAUGAAGACGGUCGAGUUCGGCAACUUCGACGGCUCAGACAGACAGGUGCUGAUUGGCAGCCAGCUACCCCAUCCGUUUGGCCUCACGCUACAUGAAGACAAGAUCUACUGGACAGACUGGCAGUCUAAGAGCAUCGAAAGCGCCGACAAACUGACCGGGUUGGGACGAAGCACGUUAGCGGACAAUCUGGAGAACCUCAUGGACAUCCACAUGUUCCACAGACACAGAGAAGCCGUCCAUACUGCAUGCUCGGUGAAUAAUGGCGGCUGCAGUCAUCUGUGCUUAUUGGCUCCUGCUCCUAAAGGCUCCAGCUGUGCUUGUCCUACUGGAAUCAACCUACAGGCGGAUGGAAAAACCUGCACUCCAGGAAUGAACAGUUUCCUGAUCUUCGCACGGAGGACAGAUAUCCGGAUGGUUUCUCUUGACAUCCCAUAUUUCGCCGACGUGGUUUUGGCGGUUAACGGGUCCAUGAAGAACACCAUCGCCAUCGGCGUGGAUCCCCGAGAGGGUAAAGUGUAUUGGUCGGACAGCACUCUGAAGAAGAUCAGCAGAGCCAACAUGAACGGCUCGGGACACGAGGACGUUGUUUCCACGGGUCUGAUGACGACCGACGGUCUUGCUGUAGACUCCGUAGGAAGGAAAAUCUACUGGACAGAUACGGGAACCAACCGCAUCGAAGUGGCCAAUCUGAACGGCUCCAUGCGGAAAGUUCUGGUGUGGAGGAACCUGGACAGCCCACGUGCCAUCGCGCUCUAUCACGAAAUGGGCUACAUGUACUGGACAGACUGGGGAGAACACGCCAAGCUGGAGCGAGCAGCGAUGGACGGAUCCGACCGUGUAGUUCUGAUCAAUAACAAUCUGGGCUGGCCGAACGGACUCGCCAUAGACAAGGCUGGGUCACAGCUGCUCUGGGCCGACGCCCACACAGAGCGAAUCGAAGCGGCCGAUCUGAGUGGCUCUAACCGCCGGACGCUGGUUUCUCCGGUUCAGCACCCGUACGGCCUCACCACACUCGGGCCGCACAUCUACUGGACCGACUGGCAGAGUCGCAGCAUCCAGAGAGCCGACAAAACCACAGGAGACAACAUCAUCACCGUCCGCUCCAACCUGCCCGGACUCAUGGACAUCCAGGCCAUGGACAGAGACAGGCCUAUGGGUUUUAAUCGUUGUGGUCGGAAUAACGGCGGCUGUACCCACCUGUGUCUGCCGCGCCCGAACGGCACGUCGUGCGCUUGCCCUACAGGCGUUGUCCUGAAGAGUGACGGCAGGUCAUGUGACGACGUUCCCGAGUCCUACCUGCUCUUCUCCAACCGCGUCAGCGUGCGCCGCAUCUCGCUGGACACCAGCGACCACACGGACGUCCACGUCCCCGUCCCUGAGCUGCACAACGUCAUCUCGCUCGACUACGACAGCGUCCAGGGCAAACUGUACUACACCGACGUCUCCCUGGAUGUCAUCAGACGGGUGAAUUUGGACGGGAGCGGCAUGGAGACGGUGAUCAGUCAGGGUCUGAAGACUACAGACGGCCUGGCCAUCGACUGGGUGGCCAGAAACAUGUACUGGACUGACACGGGUCGAAACACCAUUGAGGUUUCCAGACUGGACGGAUCAGCACGGAAAAUCCUGAUCAACAACAGCCUGGAUGAGCCGAGAGCCAUCGCUGUGUUCCCCAGUAAACGGUAUUUGUUCUGGACAGACUGGGGUCAUAUUGCUAAAAUCGAGCGCGCCAAUCUGGACGGUUCGGACCGCAAAGUUCUGAUCAACACGGACCUCGGCUGGCCGAACGGUCUCACGCUGGAUUACGACACGCGCAGGAUCUUCUGGGUGGACGCCCACCUGGACCGCAUUGAAAGUUCCGACCUGAGCGGAAAACUGCGCCAAGUCCUCGUCACUCCUGUAUCACAUCCAUUCGCUCUCACUCAGCUGAAGCCGGUUUCCUCUCCUCUAAUUCGUUUCUCCCGCAUCUCGCAGCAAGACCGCUGGAUCUACUGGACGGACUGGCAAACCAAAUCAAUCCAGAGAGUGGAUAAACACACGGGCCGGAACAAAGAGACUGUCCUUGCUAACGUCGAGGGGUUAAUGGACAUUAUAGUGGUGGCACCAAACCGGCAGUCGGGCACUAAUCACUGUGGGGUGAAUAACGGCGGCUGUACGCACCUGUGCUUCGCCAAGUCAAACGGCUUUGUGUGCGCGUGUCCCGACGAGCCCGACGAGCGGCCGUGCUCCACCAUUGCUGGUUAUGUUCCUCUCGUCCCAGAGAAGAAAGUGACCGCUGGCACUCAAGCUCCUAACAAACGCGCCAAACCGCCGACGGAGAAACCUCCGCAGGGCCGAGCGCCCGCGCACAACUGCACGGAGAAGAGCGACGCCGUGGGCAGCUGCAUUCAGAGUAACGUGGUGUCCGCGCCUCACGCUGAAGGCCUCCACAUCAGCUACGUGAUCGGAGGAGCGCUGACGGUGCUGGCCAUCCUCAUCCUCAUCGCCGUCUUCAUCAUUUACAGACACAAAAAAUCCAAGUUUGCCGAUCCCGGCGUGAGCAACCUCACGUACAGCAAUCCUUCAUACCGGACGUCCACGCAGGAAGUGAAAAUAGAAACCAUGCAGAAACCACCGAUCUACAACCAGCUACGAUAUAAAAAAGAGCAGGAGGGCAGUUACACCAGUGAGAAGAUCCGCAUCGUGGAGGGGGUGUGUCUCCUCUCAGGGGAGGAGCUUUACUGGGAGGACCUGAAGCAGCUGAAAGUGUGCCGCGGAGGCACGUUUAAAACCUGCAUGCGCACCGACACAGUGUCCUUACAGGCGAGCUCCGCCUCCCUUCAGGCAAGCUCCGCCUCCUUGGAUGACACCGAGACCGAACAGCUGCUUCAGGGCGACCAAUCGGAAUGCUCGAGUCUGAACACUGCUCCCGUGGCCACGCCCAAACGCCACAGCACCCUGCCCGACACGGGCUGGGUCCCAAAUCGCAAACCCUCCACUGAGAGCGAAGUGUGAACACACACACACACACACACACACACACACACACAUCUACUGGAGCCUAAUCUAAACACACACACACACACACACACACACACACACUAAGAGAAAUAAGAACAGAUUCGGAGCGAAAGAUCAACACAGACAAUUUAAGAAACACUAAAAUAUCGAUAUAUCAGUAUACUGGAAACUUUUAUUAUUGUGUAGAAAAUGAUGCUCUAUUAUUAUUAUUAUUAUUAUUAUUAUUAUUAUUAUUAUUUUAUUAGUUUUUUUUGCAGACUCGAUGGUAAACACGAGACUGUUUUUAACAGGACGCCUCCAGCCCUCGUCUGAUCUUUUUAUGAACGUUAUUUAUCUGAACAAAUAUCACUUCUCAUUAUAAAGUGCUGAAACUGCUAAACGCCUCCCGGGACCUCGGAUUAACGACAGCGUGCGAGUACGGGGCGCGAGUACAGAGCGCGCGAGUACAGAGAGCGCGCGUACGGGGCGCGAGUACGGGGCGCGAGUACAGAGAGCGCGCGUACGGGGCGCGAGUACAGAGCGCGGUCGCGGUGCUUUCUGAGAGACGCAACACAAACGGUCUCGUGAUGGAAGCGUUGCUUCUCCCCACCUUCCUCAUCGUCCGUCUCUGAAUUUUAAUGUUUUACUCUGUGUGUGUGUGUGUGUAGACAGUAUAACAUUAUGUACUUGAUUGACAGUUCCAUUAAGUAUUUCAUCAAAACGAAAUCAUCAUGAUGCGCGUCAGUCAUGAACCCGUCUCUAAGUAUUGUGAUGUGAUUUUUUAACCCGUAUCGCUCACCCCAAGUGAAGGUGCCAAAUGGUGGUGGUGGUGGUGAUGUUUUCUUCACUACAUAUUUAUAUUUCUGGAGGUGUGUUUGACAUUUCCGAUUUUAUUUUUAAUUUUUUUUACAUUUUUAAGUCGGUCCAUGUUGGUAAACACUCAGUGUGCGGUUUUUAUUUCAGCGAGCGGACACACACCGCGCUAUACAUCAAUGAUGCUUUGAAGUCUCUCAAGAUUCAGCACAGUGCUGAUUUGCUGCUAGAACACACACACACACACACACACACACACACACACACACACACACAGCGAGGCCAAUAAUCCUGAUGGACGGACUCGGCAGCUACUUCAGCCUCCGCUCUGGGUUUAUCUGAACAUCCCCGUGUACCCGCUUCCGGUGUCCCUCCGUAUUUCCGCACGACUGACCCUAAAUCCAGCUGUACAGAGUUUAAACCGCAGAGACGCGUUUCUGUGUUAAAGAUGUUUUAUUGUUGUUGUAUAGUUCCUUUUUUUUUUGUACAAAGGGAUUAUUUUUUUUUUACUUGUGUUAAAGGGAUUGUGAACACUUUUUUCUAAUUUAUUAACACAAAGUCAGACGGAUUCAGCUUCGUUUUGUGUUUUAUUUUCUUCUCUGUGUGAGAGUUUAACAGCAUGACUAAUAAUAAUAAUAAUAAUAAUAAUAAUAUAUGGUAUGUAAUUGAGUGGUGUCUGUUUUCGCAGCGCCCCGUGUCCUUGUUAAAUCCAUUUCCAUAAACUCUACAUUAUUAUUAAACCUGCUCGGAUGAAUUCCUUUAAAGGAAAACAGUCAGAAGUGUAUAUAAUCUAUUUCACUGACCUCACAGCGCUUUGUGUACUUGCUUCAAAUCCUAAUCUCAAUAGAGAUGAGAUUUUUAUUAUUAUUGUUUGUGUUUUUUUUUUGUUUUUGUAAAAUAGCUGCUAUAACGUUAUAACGGAUCUAAUACUGUACUUUAUUGAGGUUUGUAAAAACGAGCUAUGAAAGCUGUUCAUGGUUUAUUUUGAACCAAAAAUCAACUCGGGUACGUUUUUUGUUUGUUUGUUUGUUUGUUUGUUUAUGAACGGUUAUGCUGUAGAAAUCGAGUAUUUUAAAAUACCGUUUGUUUGUUUGUUUGUUUGUAAACACGGACCGAACAGCAGUUUCUGCACUCGGAGAAGAAAUAAAACGACGACUCACUCCUCUGACUUUGUGAAAGCAGAUUUAACACCAGAACAUUUUAUUGCGAAAACGCUGAACCUUUACUCAACUCACUGGAGAGAACUUCAUGAACCACUUCCUCGUUUUUGUUUUGUUCUGUUUUCCCUCCAUGUGCUCGACGUGCCAGUUAUUUAACAGAGUGCUCUUCUGUGUCUCUGAAAGACGUCUCGGUACACGUGUAACUGUUGUAAAGUUAAUUAAGAGAUAUUUAUAAUUGUUUGGUUGUCACUCGGGUGUAAAUAUGAAAGGUCUGUAUAUGAAUUUUCUGCUUUGCGAUACUAACAAGCCGUGUUGUGUGACAGUGAACUACUUCUUUGCUAUCUUUUAAUAUAAAAUUGCAUUUGAAUAGAAAUGUA